GAUCAGUAUCGUUCGAGCGACAGCGGCUGCUCGUUGACGCGACGAGGGACGGUUAAACGGUCGUCAACAUGUGUGACAGGAAGAAGGAAGGAGCGAUUAAAUCAAUUAGUAAUUCAACCAUCUGUUGAGAAAAUAUCCGGUUGCAGAGCGAUAUUAUGUAGGAUUGCCCGGUGUUGGCAGAGUGUCGGUCGGCUGGGGUGUGCGCGCGCACCAACAACACUGGAGCGAGCCGCGACGAUCAGCUCGCAGACAAUUUCGCUGCGGGUUCGGAUCUUGUACUCGGGACUCGGCGAUUCCGCGAUAUUGCAUGGUGGUGGUGGUGAUGGUGAUGGUGGUGGUGGUGGUGUUGUUAAGAAAACAGUAACCACACUCUCGUCGUCGUUCGAUCGAAGAGCCGGGAUUGGUAUAAUCGCGGAUCAAUCGACGGUUAACUAAAAUAGGAAAGGAAACACCCAUUUCCUCGAUUCUCAUGAACUCCACCGUCGUUUCUCUAGUGGUAAGAUGGCGGUGCAGCUCGAUGGAGGGGGGAAGGACGACUUGAAAACACAAUUUGUCACGCGAGAAGGAACGUACAAACUGAUGACCCUCUCGGAGUACUCCCGACCUAACAGGGUGGGCUACACCAACAGCCAGGGCAGCGCCUCGGUCAGGGUGUCCUUCGUCACAUUGCCCGAUCCAGCCGAUCCCACGGGAGCCCAGGGCCUCGGCGACCGCAUGUGCUUCAACUUUGGCAAAGAAUUAUACGUAUACGUUUACCGUGGCGUCAAGAAGCAACUGUUUCAGGCUGUGGAUCUCAACAAACCUGUUGACAAAAAGCUCUACAAAGGAACAAAUCCAACCUGCCAUAACUUCAACCAAACUACAGCCACUGCAGACAGCGCACCACUGCUCGUCGGAUUUUCCACAGGACAGAUUCAGCUCAUAGAUCCAAUUAAAAAGGAGCUUAGCAAACUUUACAAUGAAGAGAGGCUAAUCGACAAGAGUAAAGUGACCUGCAUCAAAUGGGUUCCGGGAUCGAGCAAUCUAUUCCUGGUUUCGCAUAGCUCUGGUCAACUGUACCUGUACAACGAAGAGCUGCUUUGUGGAACGACACCGCCUCAUUAUCAGCCGUUCAAAUCAGGGGAUGGCUAUGCAAUUCACACAUGCAAAACAAAGUCCACAAGAAACCCCCUGUACCGAUGGGUGAUCGGCGCUGAGGGAUGCUGUAUAAAUGAAUUUGCAUUCAGUCCCUGUGGCUCUAAUUUGGCUGUGGUAUCCCAGGAUGGCUUCCUACGAGUUUUUCACUACGAUACGAUGGAACUAGUGGGAUCGGCGAGGAGCUAUUUUGGAGGAUUCUUGUGCGUCUGUUGGUCACCGGAUGGACGAUACGUCGUAGUAGGAGGAGAAGAUGAUCUGGUGACGAUAUGGAGCUUCAAUGAGAAAAGAGUCGUGGCCAGGGGCCAGGGUCAUCACAGUUGGGUCAGUGUGGUCGCGUUCGAUCCCUACACAACGUCCUACGGGGAUCACGAUCCAGAUUUCAGUGGUUCCGACGACGAAUCCAUGCCUCACACUAAUCACAAUAAUCACUUUCAUGAGAAGCCCAACAGAUUGUCGACAGUCUCUCAAGGUAUUCAUUCCAAUAGAAAUUCGUGCGGGUCGGAGCUAAGGGUGUCCGGAGGAACCUGCUACAGGCUGGGAAGUGUCUCCCAGGACACUCAACUCUGUCUAUGGGAUAUAACCGAAGACGUUCUUCGGCCGCCAGUCAGUGCCAAGCAAAGGACGUCGACCGCAGGUUCGGGGACAUUUUCGUCAUCGGGAACAUUUACAAGCGGGAAUGGAGCAACGUCCAAUCAUAAUUCCAACAAUGCCAAGCAUAACAAUUUGAAUAAUAUAGGUUUUAAAGAGAGCGCGAGUGGUAACAAUGAAAGUAGUAAUAAUAGUAUUAGCACCAAUGCGGCAGUGUCUACCGUGAAUUCAUUGACUCAAAGGCUGGCGGGCUUGGGUUUCGGGGAGAGGAAAGGUGACAAUCACAAAAGAAACUUUAGCCUAACGAUGAGAGGAAGUGGAACGAGCAACAACGCAAUACAAAAUAAUAGUGGGGAGAAAUCUGGUAGUAACUCAAAUUCUAGUAAUUCAAACAGUGUUGGCGGGGGUCUAGGUACGAAUAAAAAGUCCGGCGGUACGAUGGACGAUCCUAUGAGAUUGAUAGGGACCGCCUGGUGUCCACGUUUCGACGAGUGCCCUGUUCUAGAACCAUUGGUGUGCAAGAAACUGGCCCACGAGAGGCUGACUGAAUUAGUGUUUAGAGAAGAUUGUUUCGUGACAGCAUGUCAGGACGGAUACGUCUACACGUGGGCGAGACCUGGCCACAUGGCAAGCAUAGGACAAAUGGGAGCAGCCUUUCACGUAACGAGCCUAGUGGACGAUGGCGGUACUAUAGUGUAGCCACGGAUGAACAUCAACCAAAGUUUCCCUGGGACAAGUUUAUCAUCCUACAUCGAAAUGCCACACUUUUGCCAGCAGAAUAUUACACUCCAUUCCACUGCAGUUGUUGCUUUACAAUCAAGUAUUAUAACUCUAAAAGACUAUUGUAAAUUGAUUCAAGUCCUAUGCUAUACAUGUAGUAUUAUAUACAAAUCAAGUACGUCAUUUCUUGUUCUCUUUCGAUUAAUCUAAAUUCAGUUAGGAUUUUCAAUGGAAUCUUCGAUUUAAUUUACAUAUGGUUUCAUCAAUGACCACAUCGCGUGAAGCAUGAAAAAGCUGCUAUCGUUUCGUCUACCGAUGAUUAAUCGUUGGGUCUAAGAUCGAAUUUUUAGUUGUCGAUAGAAAACUUGAAAUUCAGCACCAUUUGCUCGUGUAGGUAGAUCACUUUUGUUAGGAUUAUAGAAAACUAAAUUUUGUCAGUGCAUUGUCAAUCUCGUAUAUUCUCAUUUGUUUUUUAAUCAAUUAGCCAAAAAACUGUGUAUGCAAAGCUCGGAAGUUCCUUUAGCAACUAGAAUUUGAGAUAUAAUUGUAUGAGUGAACGCAGCUGGGUGUCAAGCCAAAAAGUAAUAAAUAUUGCAAUUACAACUUGUCCGAUAAAGUUAUGCACUGUGUUGUAGGACAGAUCGAUUUAGCAAAUCUAAUAUUCCACGUGGUGAUACUGUACAUUUUCAAGUACCCUAGUGCAAAUUUGUCUCAAAGACAAAGAUUUUACAUAAAUUCAGUAUUAGGUUUUGAAUUAGGUAUAAUAUGCCUGCACGUUAUUCCAUGAUACAUUGGGUAAGUUGAUUUUUCAAGUGAAUUAGCAUUGCAAUGAAUACGGUGAUGCGAAAAUGAAGACUUUAAACCGCAGUAAAUUGUAUGUUGGGCAUAUGCGCAUAUUACGUACAACUUGUAUAAAUUUACUUGUACAAUUAAGAAAACUUGAUAAAUUUUGUUGUAAGUUUAUUAAAAAAAUAACUAGUUUUGUUGCAAAAUUUAUUUUGCUGCCACCGUCGACAUAUACGAGAGACUAUACAUAUAUACGACUGCGCAACGAGCAUGAUUAGCGAAUUUUCAUUUGUACGAUAAUAUGCAUACAUUAUUAUGUGUACAUUCUUUACGAUCACUAUAAA
Molecule: messenger RNA, 3575 nt
Organism: Neodiprion fabricii
Lineage: Eukaryota; Metazoa; Arthropoda; Insecta; Hymenoptera; Diprionidae
Product: WD repeat-containing protein 20
Exons: 4
Coding region: 502-2424 (640 amino acids)
Molecular function (GO): protein binding
Source: RefSeq, a predicted model, not a curated record